Molecule: messenger RNA, 399 nt
Organism: Ilex paraguariensis (yerba mate)
Lineage: Eukaryota; Viridiplantae; Streptophyta; Magnoliopsida; Aquifoliales; Aquifoliaceae
Source: the annotation of a GenBank genome assembly
AUGAAGAGAGAACAAGUGCAUUCUCAGCAACUGCAAUGUUGUGGUAGCAUGGUUUUCCAGGAAUUGAUCUGUGGCAAAGGGAUCAGAACACAGAUAUUGCUGUUGUGGAAUGAUGGAUGGAGGAGAUGGAGUUCUUGCUUUGCAUUGGACUGUAUUGAUUGUUCUCUGCAAUUCUAUACUGAUCUGGAGCAUGGAGUUGCUGCUUUGCUGAAUGAUCUGAAGGCUGGUGUUUCAACUCUCCUUCAGAACCAAUUUGAAGAAUUAGCUAAUAAGGAGAAAUUUGGUGAUGCAAGAAACUCAGGUGAAAGCAAAAGAAGGAAAUUGGUGGUUGUUGGUCGGGAUUCGGUAGAACCACUCCAAGCACUUAGGAGUGCUGGUCGGGAGUUAAUUAGAGCUUGA